Molecule: messenger RNA, 3422 nt
Organism: Paramormyrops kingsleyae
Lineage: Eukaryota; Metazoa; Chordata; Actinopteri; Osteoglossiformes; Mormyridae
Product: protein tyrosine phosphatase non-receptor type 12
Biological process (GO): protein dephosphorylation
Cellular component (GO): cytoplasm; nucleus
Molecular function (GO): non-membrane spanning protein tyrosine phosphatase activity
Source: RefSeq, a predicted model, not a curated record
ACGAUGCGGCUAGUUUUGUGUCUGUGGGUAACCAGUUGUGUGUGGAAGUGAGACGAGAGCACGGAUUGGAUUGGUGUUCUUGUGUGAUUUUUGAUAUUUUCCACCAAUAAUUGCAUUGCUAACGAGCUGAAAAAAAGAAGAAAGAAGAAGGCUCGUAUUUGGAUUAUUGCCUUUAUAUGAGGGCAAAUAAAAAUGGGGCGGCGAACAUGUGGAAUCGAUCCUUGGUGAAUUAACAAUGUUUACUUAAGUAUCCAUUCUUUAUUACUGGCUAUUAUAUUCUGAGGAUUUUUUUAAUUGCCGUGGGAGGCGAGUUGUCGCGGCUUGAAAGGAUGGAUCAGGCACGUAUCCUGAGGAAGUUCAUUCAGGAGGUUGGAGCCAUGCUAGCCGGGGACCAAAGAGGAGAGGAUAACUUCGGCGGCGACUUCAUGAAACUGCGAAGAUUAUCCGCCAAGUACAGGACGGAAAAGAUUUUUUCCACCAACGCUGGAGAAAAAGAAGAGAAUGUGAGAAAGAACCGAUACAAGGACAUUCUGCCAUUUGACCACAGCAGGGUUAAGGUGUCGUUAAAAACCUCCAAUCAAGACAUGGAUUACGUCAAUGCCAACUUCAUUAAGGGCACAGGGGGCUCCCGGGCCUAUAUUGCCACUCAGGGACCCCUGCCCAACACCAUCCUGGACUUCUGGAGGAUGAACUGGGAAUACAAAGUGGCAAUUAUCGUAAUGGCGUGCCGAGAGUUUGAGAUGGGAAGGAAAAAAUGUGAGCGGUAUUUCCCCCUGUUCGGCGAUGACCCUUUAACCUUUGGACCAUUCAAGAUCUCCUGUGAAUCAGAACAGGCCAGAACUGACUACAUCAUCAGGACGCUGUCGGUGGAGUAUCAGAACGAGAUGCGCAGGGUGACACAGUUUCACUACAUCAACUGGCCCGACCACGACGUUCCGUCGUCGUUCGACUCCAUCCUGGACAUGAUCGGGCUGAUGAGGGAGUACCAGGAACACGAGGAUGUGCCAAUCUGCAUUCACUGCAGCGCGGGCUGCGGUCGAACUGGAGCCAUCUGUGCCAUAGACUAUACGUGGAACCUGCUGAAGGCCGGAAAAAUUCCAGAAGACUUCGAUGUGUUCCAGGUAAUCCAGGAGAUGAGGACACAGAGACAUUCGGCUGUGCAGACCAAGGAGCAGUAUGAACUCGUCCACAGGGCCAUUGCUCAGCUCUUCGAGCAGCGGUUGCAUUUUCUCAAGACCCCCAUCGACGCAGACGUCCCAGACGGCAUGGAUGAAGGCAGCCCGGAGAAAACGGGUCAGAACUCUGACGAAGAGAGCUGGGACUCUCCCCCGCCUAAGCCACCCCGUAUCCGCAGUAGCUGCCAGAUGGAGGGAGACGUGAAGGAGGAAAUCCUGCAGGCCCCGGAGCCUCGGCCGGUCCCACCCAUCCUCACCCCGUCUCCCCCCUCUGCCUUCCCCACCGUCACGGAUGUGCGGCAGGACAACGACCGCUACCACCCCAAACCUUUGCUACAUGUCAUGUCGUCAUCGUCGGGCCAGAGUCCUGACCUGAACGAGAACUACAGCAAGGGUCCCGGAGGUGUGGCCGGCCGCCGCGAGGAGGGGGUCCCUGGCUUUGAGGAGCGACCGGAGUGUGGGUCGGAGCCGCCGCUGUGGGAGGGCCCGCGGGUCUUUGAGGGGAACGGCACAGCGCAGGCUCUCAGCGCCGCACCAUUGAUCCCGGUCGCAUCCGUGCCCGCACUCUCCCCGAGCCAGGACUCCCGGCCCGAGGGCGAGCCCGGCAUCCUGGCCCGACCCAAUCAUCUCCCGCUCCGCGAGAAGGGGCAGGCGGCCUGGGGGGGCACGACCUCCGUAGAGAAGGCGCCUUCCCCAGCCCGGCAGGUCCACAGUAGCCCUCACAGGACUGCACUCUGCUUCACCAACCCGUUGCAUGUGAAUAACUCAGACUCUGAGGGCGAAGGUGUGAGGGUGACUUCUUCCUGCUCGUUGUCAUCAUCGUCAUCGUCAUCGUCCACCCCAUCCCCCAUCUCCUCCUCGACCGGCACCAAGGCGGCGCCCCAUGGGAAGUCCACGGCCAUCUCCACCGCCAGUGCUACUGUCACUGUCACAAGCCCGGGGGACCCAGUGCCUCAGCGGAAGGUCACCCCCAUGUCCAUCGCUGGACAGGAACUGCCCGUGGAGGUGGAAUCAAACUGGGACUUGAGUGAGGACUCUCCUCCCCCGCUGCCUCUGAGAACCCCCGAGUCGUUCAUUUUGGCAUCAGAUGACCCCGGUCCGAAGGCCUCCAGGUGUGGAAGCUCGGUGGAAUGGGACGGUUCCCUGACCCUGCCUGGCCCAGAAACCAGGUCCUCUGAGGGCUCACGAGUGCCACAGAAAGUGAGGAAUGACAAUUUGACAGGGGAACAAGAUGGGAGGAAGACUGGUGUGGAUGGAGAUGUACACCUUGCCAACACGGGGAGAACCGUGGGUGCAGCGAUUUCGCCAGUAAGAGAGAGAGACAUUAGCAACCGCUGCCCGAAACCCAAAGGCCCCCAGAACCCCCCCGCAGAAUGGACAUGAUGACUGGAACCCCAAGCCUCCACAUUUUCAAGUGCCACUGUAUUAGGAGGAAUGCGGUCUCUUAGAUUCCAUUCUGCAAUCGCGUCCCUUUUCCUACUAACUGACGCCAUCUCGAGCCACGUGUCGAUCUUUCCCACAGUGCGACAGUCCAUAUCCUGCUGUACUUGUGCUGCUUGUCAGGGGUUUCCUACUCCGGUGCUAAGUCCAGACAUCACUGAGACCACUAACCUGCCUUAUUCUAUUUUUACUUAAAGAACUACAUGUGGACAAUAAUGCAGAAUCCCCCCUCCCCCCUUCCAUCACUCUUAGGCUUGUGUUAAUCUGGUACAGUAAGAUGUAUUCAUUGGGACGGCGGACUACUGUUUUUUCUGACUUCUUGAUAGCUCUGUAUGCAUUUUGUAAGUGUACAGAGCAAGUAGGUAUAUAAUUUGACAUUCUGCUGUUGCUAAAUAGUCUCAUUAACAGAAGAUGUAAAAAUUCCUUGCAUGAUCAGGAACCCUUUGUAUCUUUUACUGUAAAUUAUUCACCCUUCUGGUCUAGUGUGUUUGUUUUUUUAUAAACUGCUGGAUGUGCGGAGACAGUAUGGGAUCAAGAUUGUAACAAAUCGUUUUACAUUUUCUUUUUGUAAAUCGUCUGUUAAAGGUUAUUUUUGUAUAAUGUGCUGGUUUUACCCCUUCGCUCCGUGCCCCCUGCCCCCUGCCCCCAACACUCUGCUGUACUGCUAGCCUUGGAGCCCACCGGUGCCUUUGGAGAAUCCUGGGAUUCCCGCUUUAAGCUCUGACGAUCCCCCCCCCACCACAAAGACUUGCCCGUCAUGACAUGGGAACCAGUCAAGUCCUCCAGUAAAACAAUGUUGGCAGCGGA